AUGACUUCGACCCCAUCGAACCCGCGAACCUUCGCAGCGAACACCGGCCUGGGUUUGAAGCUGACGCCCUCCAACUCUCCCUUCGCCCGUACUCCACGCUCGCCCUUCAAACCCCGUGGCCCCUACGAAUCCGGCCUCUCUCUCAGACGGAUAAUUGGCACCACCGUCUCUUCCCCGACCGCCUUUGACACCCUCUCUUCUUCCCGGAUUUUUGCCUACACCGCUGGAGCUGCCGCGGUAGUGGUCAACGUCGAUGAUACCUCGAAAUACUCCCAGCGCUUUUUCAGAGCCCGCCCGACUGCUCUACCUCUGAAUAAUGCGGCCGCAACAUACUCUUCUCCUUCUACACCUGCGAACUCAGCGAAUGAUGGCCGGAAUAGGGCGAUGCUAACUCUGCGCGACUCGGCAGUCCCGUAUUCCCCUUCUACAGCACACAGCAGCAGCCUAGAAUGGGGCGAUUCGGCGGUCUCAAAAACCUGGACGAGCCGGGAGAGGAUAAAGGCUGCAACUUGUCUUUCAAUGAGCCAGGAUGGCAGAUUUCUGGCUGUUGGUGAGACUGGAUAUUCACCUCGUGUCCUCAUAUUCUCCUUAAAGGAUACCUCUUCCGAUAGGCCCCUGGUUAUUAUUAACGAGCACACAUACGGAGUUCGAGCGGUUGCUUUCAGUCCAGACCAGAAAUACUUGGCCAGUUUAGGGUCCCCAAAUGAUGGUUUUCUGUAUGUCUGGGCUAUUGACCAGAGGACGGGUGCGGCAAAAUUACACUCCAGCAACAAGUGCACGAGCUUUAUAAACCAAAUGGCGUGGCUAGGAAAUAGCAUCGUCACAAUCGGUACGAGACAUGUUAAGAUAUGGAGAGUGGAAGAUCGCAGGCCAGUAUCGCCAACAAAGCAGCGUUUUGCUCUUGAUGGUACACCCAUCCCUAUUCCGCCUCUCCCCGCCCUGAAAACACUGGUAGGACGAAAUGUUCUCCUCGGGCCGUUGGUGGAGACCACGUUCACGGCGUUGGCACUGAUAUCAGAACACCAGGCAAUCCUCUGCUCUGAAAAGGGUGAUGUUUGCCUUCUGGAUGAUACCGAAGGGUCAAAGCUGUUGAAGUUAGCAACGACGGGUUUCCGAAUCACAUGCAUCGCCAUAGAUACAGCGGCUCGAAGGGUGCGGAUAGGUGGGAAGAAUGGAAACGUCAAGUCCGUAGACCUCGACGAUUUGCUGAACCCUGUCACACCCCCGGAAUCGCCGAACCCUUCGAUCGCGAAGAGCUUUCUCCCGAGCGACACGGGGCAUCUCUGUGCAAUGGGCUAUGCGGCGAGGAGUCUGGUAACGGUGGAUUCGAAACACUCGAUUGAGAUAUCGUCCCCUGGCUCAGAUGACGCGGAUCCUCACAUGCAGAAUACACCCUAUCCAGCACACGGCGAUUCCGUUCUUGGUGUGCGGCUACUCUGCCCCGGAAACGAAAUGAAAGCAGAUUUUUUGACCUGGUCUUCAAAUGGUACAGUUGUGUUCUGGAAUUUGGACGGCAGCAGCAAAGGCUUUCUCACGGUUGAAGUAGAGCAACUCUCUGCGGCUGAGGAUGGACCCGCGAACCAGUGCCAGAUUGUCCGGGCUUCCAAAGAAUGCUCAUUCUUGGUCACUGGAGACAGAUACGGUGUAUUGCGAGUCAUCAACUCGACCACCCAGAAAUGCGCCUUCGAAACGAGAGCUCACAUGUCGAAUAUUCAAGACAUCGCAAUCUACGAAAGUGAAUCUUACACUUUAGUCGCCACAUGUAGCCGAGACCGAACAGUCCAACUCUUCCGUCUCUUUGCGGGACAGUGGGCUCUGAUGCAGACUUUAGAGGACCAUUCGGCCAGCGUGUGCGGCUUAUUCUUUGCGGAGAACGGCGAGAAGCUGGUUUCUUGCUCUUCGGAUAGGACGAUACACAUCAGACAAAUCGUCAAGAAAGAUGUGGGUGGGCAAGAAGUGAUGGGUGCGGUCCCUGUCCGGAUCAUCACAUUGAAGGCUACUCCUGUGUCAAUGUCGGCUUGCUUCGCAAAUCACAUGGGCAACUUUGUUGUUUCCUUACUUGAUCGCACUGUUGCAACUUACGAGAUAUCUAGUGGUCGGCUCAUCAGCUCUUUCAAGGUUACUGAUAAUGAGGGACAAGAUGCUGUGGUAUUGGACUCUUUAGUAAUGGGCGUGCCUAACUUCACGCCAGGGCGGCCGACGAUACUUGCAGGUGUUUCAAGCACUGACAAGUCGGUUAGAAUAUACGAUGGAACCACGGGCUCCUUUCUGGACAGGGAAUGGGGUCACACGGCCAGUGUAACUGACGUGGCUCUCCUGGAAGCCCCUGAAUCAGAUCAAAAGACAUUGAUCAGCACUGGAGCUGAUGGCACAAUAAUGAUAUGGAAUCUUUCCCCCAGAGGACCUGACUUGCAGGAGCCUAUCGAUCUUACAUCGAGUGGUGAUCCAUCGCCUACGAAAGAAACACUAUCUAACCGGCCACCGCUUAGGAGAGUGCUUUCCAGAGCUGAAAUGGCCGAGUUUCAACGCGCGUCCCCGCUUUCGACGCCUACUGGCAGUCGAUCACCCCCAAGAACGAUACGAAGAAAAACCUCAAAAUACGGCCUUGCGACACAGUCUCCGACCAUUUCCAUCUCGACCAUGCCGACCGUACAUCCCAAACAUGUCAUGUCAGCAUCUGAUGAUACGACUGCCCGUCGUACGUACCGAAACAGAUCACGGAGCCCAUCAAGCCCCAAGCCUAAGGACGCGAGCCGCCCUUCACUUGAAUGUCGGGGACGGACAAAGAGCGCAAGCAACUUCAGCGAAUUUGGCACGCUGAACAUGGCAACAGAGCAAGCUUGCCGCACACUGCGAGCAUAUAGAAAGAAAUUGCUGUCGUCCGAGACAGUGAAGGAGGAUCUAUUGAAGGAGUUAGACCAGGAGUUACGCCUCACGGCGAUGGCGUUGGGGGAGAAGAGUUUAAAAUCGAAAGCCAUCAGCGAGACUGUAUUGACAGGUUUACUGGACCAGUACUCGGAACGACUGGUAUCUCUGUUUGAUGAGAAACUUAGAAUAUCGCGGCACAACUCGAAUGAGUUGCCGAUACCAGAACUAGAAGAGAGGCCGAAGUCGUUGGAGAUAUCGCCGCUCGCGUCGCCGGCGCUAUGA
Messenger RNA from Drepanopeziza brunnea f. sp. 'multigermtubi' MB_m1, 3150 nucleotides. RefSeq lists its product as uncharacterized. NCBI's taxonomy places the organism in Eukaryota, Fungi, Ascomycota, Leotiomycetes, Helotiales, Drepanopezizaceae. Gene Ontology annotation, molecular function: protein binding. The record is from RefSeq and is a predicted model, not a curated record.